CGUCUUCUCUCCCCCCCCCCGCCUUUGGGCGCGUGCCGGCCUCCCUUCUUUUUUUGUCUCCCCCCUCCUCCCUUCUCCCGUUCCGAAGGUUCCACCGGCGCGCCGAUCCGGUUCCCACCUCCGUGUGGAGGCGCAGAGGCGGUGGGCGGCCGCCCGGAGAGGGGCGCCGGAUGAGGCGGGAGCCCUGAACGUGGGAGCCCUGGAAGGGCUGCGAGAGCACAAAUUACUGUAGCGACAAGAUUCUUCAAGCACUAGCUAGUGUAUUUGAAUUCUUGGAGUCUCAAAGUACUGGAAACGUUAUGCCUGCUCUGUCAGAACUGGAAUCACCAAGGGGGGAGAGAGAACAAAAAGAAUCCUAGAAGCAUCUGACACGUGUGCUUCCUCCUUCACUCACUUUGCCUAAUAGGCUGCUAAAGAAUUUCUGUCCACGGUCCUGUUUUGUUCUCCAGUCUCUCCAUGAUAUUGAAUAAUAACCUACAAGAGAAACAGAAGAUCAAGAGUGAAUAUAUGAAGGAAAACGUCAAGGAAUCUACUGAAGAUGAGGCGCCUGAAUCGGAAGAAGACCUUGAAUUUGAUGAAAGAGCUGGAUGCCUUCCCAAAAGUUCCUGAAAGCUACAUCGAGACGUCUGCAAGCGGAGGAACAGUUUCUAUAAUCGCGUUUACUACUAUGGCUUUGUUAACCAUCAUGGAGUUUAUGGUGUAUCAAGACACCUGGAUGAAAUAUGAAUAUGAAGUAGAUAAAGAUUUUACUAGUAAAUUAAGAAUCAAUAUAGAUAUUACCGUCGCAAUGAAGUGUCAAUACAUCGGGGCUGACGUGCUGGAUUUGGCAGAAACAAUGGUAGCCUCUGCGGAUGGAUUAGUUUACGAACCAGUAAUAUUUGAACUCAGCCCCUUGCAAAAAGAGUGGCAAAGGAUGCUGCAUAUAAUUCAAAGCAAACUACAGGAAGAACACUCGCUUCAAGAUGUAAUAUUCAAAAGCGCUUUCAAAAGCGCUUCCACAGCCUUACCACCCAGAGAAGACAACUCGUUGCAGCCGCCAGAUGCUUGCAGAAUUCACGGGCACCUGUAUGUUAAUAAAGUGGCAGGAAACUUUCACAUAACUGUGGGCAAAGCAAUUCCCCAUCCGAGAGGCCACGCACAUUUGGCAGCCCUUGUGAGCCAUGACUCAUACAACUUCUCCCAUAGGAUAGAUCAUUUGUCUUUUGGAGAGCUGAUCCCAGGCAUUAUUAAUCCUUUAGAUGGUACAGAAAAGAUUGCAUCAGAUUACAACCACAUGUUCCAGUACUUCAUCACAGUUGUGCCAACAAAACUUCAUACUUCUAAAAUUUCGUCAGAAACUCAUCAGUUCUCAGUGACAGAAAGGGAGAGGGUGAUCAACCAUGCAGCCGGCAGCCACGGAGUGUCAGGGAUUUUCAUGAAAUACGACAUCAGUUCACUGAUGGUGACCGUGACGGAAGAGCACAUGCCCUUCUGGCAGUUCUUGGUGAGACUUUGCGGUAUCAUCGGAGGAAUCUUCUCUACUACAGGAAUUUUACAUAGCAUUGGAAGAUUCAUUGUGGAAAUCGUCUGCUGUCGCUUCAAAUUAGGCUCAUCUAAAUCUACAUCUGUCACACAUCAAGACGGUCACUUAAACAACCAUGUACCUCUCAUGACAGACGACGCUCUGCAUUAGCACCUUCAGCACAAACUGAUUUGCUUUCUUUCUGCCUGAAGCAGAAGACAUUUUUAUAAAAAAAAAAAUGUGCAAUAUGUUGCAACAGUGCUUGAUGGGGGAACAGGAAAAAAAAUCAAGCCUUUUUAAAAAAAAUCCUAUUUGUGUGACAUGUCUCUCCUUUCUGAAUUCAGACAGAGCCCAAGAAAUCAAUCUCUUCUUGGAAAGAUCGUUGCCUGGAUGUGAUUAACUGUCAGAGUAGACAGUUGCACAGGAAAUGCUGUUGGCCGUUGAAAUAUCAACACAGGACUGUUUCCCAUUUCCUUGCCAUAUAGACUCCCAUGAAAAUUAAUGUAUACAGGAGAGAAGUUUGGAAGAGUGUGUGUUUCCAGCAUGCAGCCUGGCAAAGAAAAUUAGCAAGACUGGCUUAAAACUGGACGUUUUGUGGUUACGUUUUCAAAAGCAGGCCAUAAGAUGUAUGCUUGUUGCUGUUAGGCAUAUAGGCACGUAAGUGCUGUGACGGAAGUACGGAAAACCCAGAAAAUGGAAAAGGCAUGAAGAAGCAAGCCAACUGGAGUACGCUAUCGGGAAUAGAUUGUGUGGGUGAAGUUUGUACAUUUAAAAAAAAAUAGUUUUAGCAUAUUUCAAAACAAACCCAUUCAUAUCUAGGGGGAAAUAACAGGCUAGGGCAAGGAAUACCUUGGUUUGCCUAUUAAAUCCUCUUGUCGUAAA
Messenger RNA from Eublepharis macularius, 2383 nucleotides. RefSeq names its product ERGIC and golgi 2 (gene ERGIC2). Lineage: Eukaryota; Metazoa; Chordata; Lepidosauria; Squamata; Eublepharidae. The transcript has 16 exons. Gene Ontology annotation, biological process: retrograde vesicle-mediated transport, Golgi to endoplasmic reticulum; endoplasmic reticulum to Golgi vesicle-mediated transport. Gene Ontology annotation, cellular component: endoplasmic reticulum; COPII-coated ER to Golgi transport vesicle; membrane. Bases 539 to 1672 code for a protein of 377 amino acids. The record is from RefSeq and is a predicted model, not a curated record.